Molecule: messenger RNA, 1492 nt
Organism: Jatropha curcas
Lineage: Eukaryota; Viridiplantae; Streptophyta; Magnoliopsida; Malpighiales; Euphorbiaceae
Source: RefSeq, a predicted model, not a curated record
UCACCUCAACAAAUCAUCCCUUUCUAACUAUUCCUUCCACCUCUCUUCUUCUUCUUCUUCUUUCAUCUUAAUUCUCUGCCAAUUACAUAAUCCCUUCACCCAUUUUAUACCAUGAGCGCAGCUUGACAAGAAACUAACCAGCCACCAUGCUCAAGACACUCAGUCCUUACUCUACAACAGCAAAAACUGCUGAAAUCAUGUCUAGGUACAGGCCCAUUGCACCAAAGCCUGAGCCUCCUGCCAACUCUUUGGGUGAAAGCUCUUCAAUGUCUCAGAAAAUUAGGCAAUCUCCUUACCUUAGGAAUCUCUGGCCUCAGUUGCAAGCCAGGCCCACUAGAACAAGAAAGAGAGGGAGAGCUGCUAUUUCUCCUCCUACCAUCAAAAGACCAAGAACAACUCAUUUUCUUGGUCUUUCCUCUCCUGGUCAUUUAAUAACCUCUGCUAGAGAUCUCUCCUUGCGGGGUUUUGCUCAUGGGAUUUCUCAGCUUCCUGUUGCCAAUCUUGCUGGGGUUAACAGCACUUGCUUGGAAAAUCCAGUCACCACCUCUUCAGAUUUGGUUACGCUUUCUCUUCUUCCGUGUCAACCUUCGGUUCCUGCCGUUGCACCCGAAAUCAGUUGCAUGGAACGACGCGGAGAGAAAAAGGUAAUUGAUUUGAAUAUUGUAGCUGAAAUCCCAGAAGAUAAAGACCUCUUGCAGCAACUGCAAGAACCACCUGCUAGCUUAACAAAUGUUAUAGCACCUCAGCCAAUUAGGCCAGUUGGCUCCAGGAUAAGCGUUGGGUGCAUAACAGAAGACCCAAACUUAGCCCCUUCACUGGAACUUCCAAAGAAGCCAGGGGAGGUUGAAGAAGAAGUUGAAUCUGAGGCCUUGCCAGCUGUGAUAUCCGACUCCAACUACAAAGUGAGGCUAGCAAAUUCUGCUUACAAAGAAAUGGUGGGUCAACCAGAAUGUUUAUGGCUCGACUCGAUGAUCACAGGUGAUGGUCGGUUCGUGGGUGGCUCAUGCAAAAGGAUUUGUGGAGAAGUUAUGCUGAAUCUUGAUGGUUCAAGAGUGCCAGUUUCAUCAAAUGGGUUCUCAUGCUGGGUGAGAAUAGAGUGGGGACAUGAAGGGAAGAAGAAAGCAAUCAAUUCUUUUUGUGAUGUUAUCAGAUUGUCCUGCGAGUCGAAGGAUUAUCUCUACAUUUGGAGGUUCCACACUCAAAGCAGGGAGGUUCUCAAACCGGCAGGACCACCACCGCCACCAAUGUCUGAAUAUUCAACUGUGCACUAGAAAAGCUCCUUAUUUUCUACCUUGUAUACAUAUUAAGACAUCAAGUAAUGUACAGUAUGACAUCAAGUGAUGCAUAGUUUUCUUUAGCUUUUCAGUUAAAAGUCAAGAUGUUUAUAAGAUAUUUGGUUCUCUUGUCCCUCUCUUGGGGCAACGGUUGGUUUCGGUUGUUGUCUGUUGUUGUAUGUCAGAAAUCUCACGCAGCAAAGAGAAUUUUAUAUACA